This is a messenger RNA of Cajanus cajan (pigeon pea), 825 nucleotides long. Its product is annotated as SNARE-like superfamily protein. Gene Ontology annotation, biological process: clathrin-dependent endocytosis; protein transport. The record is from RefSeq and is a predicted model, not a curated record. Gene Ontology annotation, cellular component: AP-2 adaptor complex. Lineage: Eukaryota; Viridiplantae; Streptophyta; Magnoliopsida; Fabales; Fabaceae. Gene Ontology annotation, molecular function: clathrin-cargo adaptor activity.
AGCCAACUGAGAAGGGUAAUUUGAACGUUGAAAGUCAAGUAAGGGCAUUGUCAUUAGACGCUAGCUAAAGAAAAUUAGAAAUAAAAACAAAGUAAAGUGGUUCGUGGUUGUUUGAUCAUCUCUUGCAGUUGGCAUUGCAAUUGCAACUGAGAACGCUAAAUUCGCCUUUCCUCCACCCUCGCAAAUGAUCCGAUUCAUUCUGUUGCAGAACCGGCAAGGCAAGACUCGUCUUGCCAAAUACUACGUUCCUCUCGAGGAUUCCGAGAAACACAAGGUCGAAUACGAGGUUCACCGCCUCGUCGUUAACAGAGACCCUAAAUACACUAAUUUCGUCGAGUUUCGUACGCACAAGAUAAUAUACAGGCGAUAUGCUGGUUUGUUUUUCUCGCUGUGUGUUGAUAUCACUGAUAAUGAGUUGGCGUAUUUAGAGUGCAUCCAUUUGUUUGUGGAGAUAUUGGAUCACUUCUUCAGCAAUGUCUGUGAACUCGAUUUGGUUUUUAACUUCCACAAGGUCUAUCUUAUACUUGAUGAAUUCAUUCUAGCGGGUGAACUGCAAGAAACAAGCAAGAAGGCUAUCAUUGAGAGAAUGGGGGAACUGGAAAAACUUGAGUGAUACAUUAUUUUUAGCAGUCAUAGCGGCUUGGAGAUUUCGAUGAUUUGCUCAUGCAUUUCACAUAAUUCAUGUAUUUCAAUUGCGUACAGAAUUUUGAAAAUCCUUUCCCUUGAGCUAUGUAUUCAGUAUUCUUUACUUACGCUUCUUACUCGGGUUAUGUUUAUAUAUUGAAGACAUUUAUAAAAUCAGGGUUUUCAGUAGCCUUUCUUGUA